Molecule: messenger RNA, 1448 nt
Organism: Numida meleagris (helmeted guineafowl)
Lineage: Eukaryota; Metazoa; Chordata; Aves; Galliformes; Numididae
Exons: 2
Coding region: 1-624 (207 amino acids)
Source: RefSeq, a predicted model, not a curated record
AUGGCAGCGGCGGACGGGCGGCCGAGGGAGAGCCGCGAGGAGAGACGGAGGAGCCGAGGGCUGAGGAGGGGCUCCCGGCCCGGCGGGGCAGGCGGCGGCUGUCUGCGUGCUGUCACCCAGCUACAUGCUGCCCGCGGGGCUCCCAGAGCCGCCGCUCCGCCGCUUCCGGCAGCGCUGUCUCUUCCUCUCUUCCCGUCCCUAACUUCAGCCCGAACCUCUCCCGGCCCGGCUGAGGAAACCCUCCUCCUGCCGCAGCAUGCUCACACGCCAGGGACGCGGCCCCGGCAGUGCCCGCCCCUCGCGCCGCGCCGCCUCCCCCUUCGUGCUCUGCCCUCCAGCGGGGCCGGCCCGCAGUGGGUACGGCCUGUGGGGACCGGCGCGGGCAGGGCGCGCGACUUCAGGAAAUGCCCUCCUGCUCCACUCCAGGCUCCAAAUCCAUAUCACCAGAAAUCCAUAGUGGUCCUGCAGUGGCAUCAGCCAUUUCUCCCUGGAUUUGUGGGCACAUCUCCACCACUCCCUGAAGAAGGGAACCUCAGAGGGAUGUACUGGGCUCUGCUCCUGACUACUGGUGGCAAGACGCAUGGGAAUAACACAAAGCUGGACCAGGUUCAGACCGGGCAAUAAGAGAAUAAUAUUUACCAUGAGAGUGGUCAAACUAUGGAACAGGCUUCCUGGAGAAAUAGUUGGUGUCCCAUGACUAUGGGUGUUGAAGAGACAUUUGGACAAUGCCCACGGUAACAUGCUUUAUCUUCUGGUUAGCCCUGAAGCGGUCAGGCAGAUGACCUCAAUGAUUUUUGAAGGUCUCUUCCAGCUAUGCUAUGCUAUCCGAUCCUAUCCCAACCCAUCCCACCAGAUCCCAUGGACUUGUGUAUGUCUGUUUUGUUAAAAUAGUCCCUAACCUGAUUGUACUCCACUUAGGGAAAGUUUUGCUUGCUCUAGGUUUUCCCACUGGUCUGAGAGCUCUGGGAUUCCUGAUGGCAAAUUGGGAAGACAGUAAAGACCAAGGCAAAGAAAGUAGUAAAUUCCUCAACCUUUCCAUGUCCACUGUCACCAGGGAUCCUGACCUGAUCAACAGUGGGCCCACAUUUCCCCUGGCUUCCUGCUGAGCUCCCUGUAGAGGACUUUCUCAGUGUCCCUCAUGUCUUUAACUCUGUCCCUGCACGCUCAGACAAUUCCUCUGUAUUCCCCGUGGAUCUUCUGUCCCUUCUACCACCUUUUCAUGAUUCUUCUUCAUUUUAUUAUUACUUUAACUUCAGGCUGUAAUCUACAGUUUCUGAUUGAUUCAUUAUUGAUUUUAUAUUAAACAUUUUCAAUUUGAUGUUAAUUAAUUUGAACAUUUAUUCCCUGUCUUAUUCAGCAGACACUUAUGAACAAGUAGUAACUUACAUUGUGAACAUUUUCCUUCUCCAACUGGUCUCUAUAACACAACCUAUGUUAGGUGAGUGUCA